CUCUGCUAACGAGAAGGGAACACCGGGAGCUUCCCCCAUUGGGCCUCUGAAGGGCGAACGUCGGUUGGGUUUUCAGAGGAGGCGUGACGUCACAAACGCUGGCCGCUCUAGGACUCCGCACUCGCUCUCCUUAACCCCUGGGGGUCCGCAGGAGGUGGAGAGGCUGCGGGACAGUCUGGCGGGGGGGAGAUCCAGAUGUGUCCCGGAUAUACAAAGUGGAGUCAUUUGAACUUCUUGGCAUACAAAAAUUAUCUCUUGGGGAGGAAAAGCGCUGAAAAGCUCUUUCUUCUGUCAUUCCGGUGGAUACAGGAUCGAUCCUAUGAAUGAAAAGGCGUUUGGAGACCCACAAGAUUCUUUGGACCCAUUUGGAAUUGCAUUUCAGGACAGAGACAGGAUGGAGACACAACUUUUAGCAAGCCACGGAACUGCAAAAGGCCCUUUUGCUGUUCAGCCUAGGAGCUGUGGGGAGAUCUGGACAAGGUCUGGGCAGAAGAUCCUGGAGGAAGAAACCACCUUACCUUCAGAAAUUCAGCCCUGGAAUUUCAUCCAAUACCGGGAGGCUGAGGGUCCCCGAGGACUUUGCAGCCGACUCCACAACUUUUGCAGGCGAUGGUUGAGACCAGACAAGCACACCAAAGCCCAGAUGCUGGACCUGAUUGUGCUGGAGCAGCUCCUGGUCCUUUUGCCCCUACAAAUGGAGAGCUGGGUGAGGGAGUGUGGAGCAGAGACCAGCUCCCAGGCGGUGGCCCUGGCAGAAGGCUUUUUCCUGAGCCAGGAAGGGGAGCAGAAGGAGCAGGCAGAGUUGCAGUCCUUCAAUAUGGAGAUCAGAGAUCCUGAGGGAAAGAGGAAUCCAUCAAAUCCCUUUCAGGAGCUGUUUUCCAGGAGGGUCCUUCAGGAAGAUCCAAGUCAGGACACCUCAGAAGUGAAACAUAGAAUGAUGUGUGGUCUUUAUGGUAGUGCUGAAACAGCGGAUGAAACGGAUGAAACUCAAAAGGGUCCUCUGUCCUUCGAGGAGGUUGCUGUGCAUUUCUCCGAGGAGGAGUGGUCUCAGCUGGAUGCUCACCAAAAAACAUUGCAUUGGGAAGUCAUGCUGGAAAAUUAUAGGAACAUGGCCUCUCUUGGUAAUAAUGGGAAGGAAAAUGAGGAUUCUGGGGAACCAUUCCUAAUGAACACCUUUGGAGACAGAACAGAGAAGCCUGCAGUGCAGAUGGAACUAGAAAGCCAUGAGAGAAGCCAGUCAAAUAAUUGGAACGAGGAAAGUUCAUCUUUUAUUGAUGCUCCAGUGCAUGACUUUCUUGCUGAAUGUGGAAAAAUAAAGAACAAAGAUUUUGGGAAAAGUACAAGACCUUUCAGUGGUAAAUUAGAUGUAAAUGAACAGUAUCCAACCAAAACAAAAGGAGAUGAUUAUAUAUAUAGAGACAAUGGAAAAAAUUACAAUUGGACUUUUACUCCUUCUCAUGGAACUGGAUCUCUUACCUCUCCUAAAACGAUCCACACAGCAAAGAAGCCAUAUAAAUGUAUGGAGUGUGGAAACACCUUCAGUCGAAGGAGUUACUUUACUUCCCAUAAAAGAAUUCACACAGGGGAGAAGCCGUAUAAAUGUCUGGAGUGUGGAAAGACUUUUAUUCAGAGUAGUCAUCUUACUUCCCAUAAAAGGAUCCACACAGGAGAGAAGCCAUAUAAAUGCAUGGAAUGUGGAAAGUGCUUUACAAAUAGCAGCCAUCUUACUUCCCAUAAAAAGAUCCACAUGGGAGAGAAGCCAUACAAAUGUUCAGAGUGCGGAAAGGCGUUCUGUGAAAAUUCAUCCCUUAUGAGACAUAAAAGGAUCCACACAGGGGAAAAGCCGUAUAAAUGUGUGGAGUGUGGAAAAGUCUUCAGUCAAAAUAGUUCUUUUACUUUCCAUAAAAUGAUCCAUGCAGGGAAAAGACCAUAUAAAUGCAUGGAAUGUGGAAAGACCUUUAUUCAGAGCAGUAACCUUACUUGUCAUAAAAGGAUUCACACAGGGGAGAAGCCAUAUAAAUGCAGAGUGUGUGGAAGGGCAUUUACUAACAGCAGUGAUCUUAUUUCCCAUAAUUGGAUUCAUUCAGAGGAGAAGCCAUAUAAAUGCAUGGAGUGUGGAAAGACCUUUAUUCAAAGCAGUCAUUUUAAUUCCCACAAAAGGAUCCAUGCAGGAGAGAAGCCAUAUAAAUGCAUGGAGUGUGGAAAGGGCUUCAGCUACCACAGUACUCUUACUUCCCAUAAAAGGACCCACACAGGAGAGAAACCUUAUAAAUGUCUGGAAUGUGGAAAGAGCUUCUGUGAAAGCGGGUCUCUUACCGUUCAUAAAAGGAUCCACACAGGAGAGAAGCCGUAUAAAUGUAUGGAGUGUGGAAAGAGCUUCUGCGAAAGUGGAUCUCUUACAGUUCAUAAAAGAAUCCACACAGGGGAGAAGCCAUAUGAAUGUGUAGACUGUGGAAGGGGGUUCUGUCAAAAAGCUUCGCUUAUGAGACAUACAAGGAUCCACACAGGAGAGAGGCCGUAUAUAUGCAUGGAGUGUGGAAAAGGCUUUACUAAUAGCAGUCAUCUUAAUUCCCAUAAAAGAACUCACACAGGGGAGAAGCCAUAUAAAUGCCCAGAGUGUGGAAAGGACUUUACUAAUAGCAGUCAUCUUAAUUCCCAUAAAAGAACUCAUACAGGGGAGAAGCCAUAUAAAUGCCUGGAGUGUGGAAAAGGUUUUACUCAGAGGGGUAAUCUUAAUUCUCAUAAAAGGAUUCACACAGGGGAGAAGCCAUAUAAAUGCAUGGAAUGUGGAAGGUCCUUUUCUCAGAGCAGGUCCCCUACUUUCCAUAAAAGGAUGUACACAGGGGAGAAGCCAUAUAAAUGCAUAGAUUGUGGAAAGAGCUUCAUUGACAAUUCAGCCCUUAGGAAACAUAGAAGGAUCCACACAGGGAUGAGGCCAUAUGCAUGCAUAGAGUGUGGAAAGAGCUUUCGUGAAAACUGAUCCUUUACAAAACAUAAAAGGAUCUACAGAGGGGGAAAGCUAUAUAAAUGCAAGAAACCAUACAAAUGCAUGGAGUGUGGAAAGGCAUUCGGUCAACACAGAAAUCUUACUAUCCAUAAAAGGAUCCACACAGGGGAAAAGCCAUAUAAAUGCAUGGAGUGUGGAAAGAGCUUCUGUGAAAACACAUCCUUUAUGAGACACAAAAGGAUUCAUACAGGGGAAAAGCCAUACAAAUGUCUGGAAUGUGGAAAGGACUUUACCAAUAACAGUCAACUUACUUCCCAUAAAAGGAUUCACACAGGAGAGAAACCUCAUACAUGCCAGGAGUGUGGAAAGAGCUUCAGACAUAUUGUUUCCCUUACUUACCAUAACAGGAUCCAUACAGGGGAGAAACCAUAUAAAUGCGUGGAAUGUGAAAAGAGUUUUGCUAAUAGCAGUCAUCUUACUUCUCAUAGAAGGGUCCACACAGGGAAGAAACGAUGUAAGUAUACAGAGUGUGGAAAUAGUUUCAGUGACAGCUGUUCCCUUUCAUCUCAUAAAAGGAUCCAUAUGGGAGAGAAGCUGUAUAACUGCCUGGAGUGUGGAAAGACUUUUACUCAUAGCAGUCAACUUACUGUUCAUAAAAUGACCCACACAGUUGAGAAGCCAUAUAAAUGCAAGGAGUGUGAUAAGACCUUUACUCAUAGCAGUCAACUUAUUUCCCAUAAAAGGACCCACACGGGAGAAAGGCCAUAUAAGUGCAAAGAGUGUGGGAAGAGCUUCUGUGACAGUGCAUCGCUUAUGAAACAUGAGAGGAUCCAUGCAGGAGAGAAGCCAUAUAAAUGCAUGGAGUGUGGGAAAACUUUUACUCAAAGCAGUCAUCUUACUUCCCAUAAAAGGAUUCAUACAGGGGAAAAGCCAUACAAAUGCAGAGAAUGUGGGAAGAGCUACAGCCACAGUGUUUCCCUUACUUAUCACAACAGGAUCCAUGCAGGGGAGAAACCUUAUAAAUGUUUGGACUGCGAAAAGACUUUUACUCAGAGUAGUCAACUUACUUCCCAUAAACGAAUCCACACGGGGGAAAAGCCAUAUCAAUGCAUGGAAUGUGGAAAGGGCUUGUAUGACAGUGUAUCCCUUAUGAGACAUAAAAGGAUCCACACAGGGGAGAAGCCAUAUAAAUGUAGAGAGUGUGGGAAGGGCUUCACCCAACAGGGUAACCUUAAUUCCCAUGAAAGGAUGCACAGAGGAGACAAGCCGUAUAAAUGCAGAGACUGUGGAAAGAGCUUCAGUCAUAGUGGUUCCCUUACUUACCAUAACAGGAUCCAUACAGGGGAGAAACCAUAUAAGUGCUUGGUGUGUGGAAUGGGUUUUACUGUUAGCAGUCACCUUACUUCCCAUAAAAGGAUCCACACAGGGGAAAAACCAUAUAACUGCAGACAAUGUGGAAAGAGCUUCAGUGAAAAUGCAUCCCUUAUGAGACACAAAAGAAUCCACACAGGGGAGAAGCCAUACAAAUGUGUGGAGUGUGGAAAGAGCUUCAGUCAUAGUGGUUCCCUUGCUUCCCAUAAAAGGAUACACACAGGGGAGAAGCCUUAUAAAUGUAUGGAAUGUGGAAAAAGCUUUACCACUAGUAGUGAUCUUACUUCCCACAAGAGGAUCCACACUGGAGAGAAGCCAUAUAAAUGUAUGGAGUGUGGAAAGAGCUUUACUAAUAGUAGUCGUCUUACUUCCCAUAAAAGGAUCCACACAGGGGAGAAGCCUUAUAAAUGUAUGGAAUGUGGAAAGAGCUUUACCAUUAGUAGUGAUCUUACGUCCCACAAAAGGAUCCACACUGGAGAGAAGCCAUAUAAAUGUAUGGAGUGUGGAAAGAGCUUUACUAAUAGUAGUCAUCUUACUUCCCAUAAAAGGAUCCACACAGGGGAGAAGCCAUAUAAGUGUAUGGAGUGUGGAAAGAACUUUACUACUAGCAGUGAUCUUACUUCCCAUGAAAGGAUCCACAUAGAAGAGAAACUAUAUAAAAGUGUGGUGCAUAGAAGGAGCUUCAGGAGCAAUGAACUAAUUUGUAAAAGACAGAUCCAUUUGGUUUUAGGCCCAGUACUCUUCAACAUCUUCAUCAAUGACUUGGAUGAGCAGAUAGAUGGGGAACUAAUCAAAUUUGCAGAUGACACCAAGCUGGCAGGAAUAGCCAACACUCCAACACUCCAGAAGAUAGGCUCAAGUUACAGGAGGAUCUUGACAGACUUGAACAUUGGGCGCUCUCUAAAAAAAUGAAAUUCAACAGUGAAAAAAGUGGGAGUUCUCAACAACCACAAAACAGACUGUGUUUCCCAGAGUGCUUCUUGGUCUUCCUCUUCUGAUUCUCCUGGUCCUUCAAUUCUGACCGCCUGGCUGUUCUGACAGGAUUUGGAUUCUU
Ahaetulla prasina is the source of this 5372-nucleotide messenger RNA. RefSeq names its product zinc finger protein 208-like. The record is from RefSeq and is a predicted model, not a curated record. Lineage: Eukaryota; Metazoa; Chordata; Lepidosauria; Squamata; Colubridae. Gene Ontology annotation, molecular function: RNA polymerase II cis-regulatory region sequence-specific DNA binding; DNA-binding transcription factor activity. The transcript is spliced from 10 exons. Gene Ontology annotation, biological process: regulation of transcription by RNA polymerase II.